GCGUUUCGAUUAUUGCGCACAGUAAAAAAAAGCAGUUAUUCCAUAAGCAAUGCUCUGAAGAUUAAAAAUUAUUGCUGAGUCAUCCGACGAGCAAUUAAAUAAGUAAACGUGGGCACCGAGUGUGUCAUUUACGAGCGUACGCUAUUUGGAAUAAGUUCUUCAUCGAUGGCAGUGAACUCUUUCCGUUGUAGAGGAAAACGCGGGCGGACUCUUUUUAUCAGUGAUUUAUAUCUGAGCAAUUUGUAUGAUCGCGUGUGAGAUUUACGCAUGCGUCUUAAACCGGGUACUUAACAAUUGCUCAAUCUAAUAAACGUACAGUACAUUCAACGGUAUCGGCUGGAGCGAGCAUUUAAGCGAAGAGCGCACGUACAUAUUUUCCUCGUUUCAUUCGUACUCUCCUUCUGUCGUCCUCUCUCUCCCUUUUUUCCUACCUCGCGCUAUUUUCUCUUGCCUAUCCUAGCUUUUCCUUCGCGCUUGUCAUUAGUCUCGUUACGAAUCUCCUCAUCAUCGCUUUCCUUCUUCUUCUUUUCUUUUUCGUUUCUGUCCCCCUUAUCCUAUCCGAGCUCGCCGAGCCCGCGCAUGUAACAUUUCCAUUAACAUGGCCAGGAACAGGAACGAGAUCGAAAUCAGGAGAGGUGUAAACCGGUUGGUGUUUAGAAUCACACGACUGUUUACGUGGAAAAGUAUUCUUAAUUUCGUUAUUAUAUUGCUAACGAUACUGGAGUUUGGAUCGGUACCGCAACAGCGCAUCGGCUUCUACUGCAAUGACCCGAAACUUUCGUUUAAAUUUAUGGGGGAUACCGUUUCCAUCACGCUGCUUCUGGCUGGAUGCAUUGUAGCGCCGUUUGUGGUGAUGUGGUUGGCGGAAUACAUGUGUCACUCCGCCGAUAGCUACGACAUAUCUUUAGGAUGCGCUGGUUCAAGAGCGAAGCAAAUAUGGUCGUGGUAUGGCCACUACAUGGCCGGAAUAAUUGGUUUGACGUUUUUAUGCGAUGUCAUGAAAACUCUGAUCGGAGAACCGAGACCGCAUUUCCUGGACACGUGCAAGCCACGCGAGGCUCAGAAUUGUACUCACCAAUACAUCGAAGAGUAUACGUGUACAAAUACAAUCGAUUCAGAGUGGUUUGUUUCUGACUCUAGUAAAUCAUUCCCUUCGGGACAUUCUGCCCUUUCCGUGUUUACAACUGUUUUCGUAGUGUGGUACUUACAAAAUCGUCUGCCGAGCCGGACAUUCUUCUUAAAACCAUGGCUACAAUGUAUGUUAUGUUUAUGGGCUGUGAUAUGUUCGCUAAGUAGGAUCAUUGACAACAGACAUCACUGGUGGGAUGUCCUCGCAGGUUGUAUUUUUGGCCUAACAUUUAGUGUGUUAACUGUCACAGUGCUAUGUCGUGCCUUUCAUAUAAAUCGUGUUGGUUCUCAUAUUUACACUGAGCCAAUAGAUAAUGGACAAUUAAAUUUCAAUGGCAAGAGGCAUUCGAAUGUAAAAAUUCUACAUGAAACAACAGAUCUUCCAGAAGGUUGUGAAUUAAAGAAUGCUUCGUCAAACUGGAAGGAAUGAGAAUUAAAUGUUUCACAAAUUUACUACCAUUCAUUUUAAUAGAUUAGUGGAGGAACUUAACUGUGUGACAGUUUCAGUUGAAAGAAUUGAAUUUAUUUAUUUAUUUCUUCUAUUAAUAUAGAAGUAAUGAUUUAAUAAUAAAGAAAAUUCCUUGGGCGGGAAGUAAAAAGUAAGAUAAAAUUGUAGUAGAAUAAAAAUCUCUGUUUAUUAAUUGAAUGUUUAAAAAGACUACUAUUGGCUUUUUGAAAAUUUGAAUUAAUGAAUGGUACUAUUAAUUGCUUACCUAAUAUAUAUGUAUGUAGGUACAUAUAUAUAAAGAAACAUUAUUUUACUUGGAGAUAAAUAAAGCAAGAAAUUCUAGAAUCUUUCAAAUGGCGCUUUUUUCAUUCUGUGAUAUUUGAUAAUUGAAAAGUAAUGCAAGAUGAUAUUAUAUUUUUUAUCACAAAAGAUAGAUUUAUCAGUUUUUACUGUUAUCAAGAACAAAGAAAAACAUACCUCUAUUUUUGUGAUUAAAGUCGAAUUUGUAAUGGAAGUUCUAUAGAUUUUCUAAGAAGAAAUCUUUUAGCACAAGUAUUUAUGGUACUAUGAAGAAAAACGUGAGUAAUUAUUAGGACGUAAAUAACGUUAAUCAUUGUAAUAACAAUAAUGAUGAUAAUGGUAACAAUAGCAAUAACAAUAGCAAUGAAACAAAGAGACACAGUGUUCAAUAGUAAUAAUUUAUGAUGCACAUAGGUUUAUUACUUAUUCCAUUAUAGUAAAGUUCGUACAACAAAAAGAAAAUGCUGAUAGGUACAAGGAUCAAUCUGGACCUAUAAGUAUUUGAUCUUUAAAGUUAUAGUAAUUUAACAUUCCAUUUUAAAUGCAGCUAGAGUAUAUUUACGUAAUUAGUACGUGUAGAUCAUAGAAGGAACUAUACAACUGUAUAAAGUAUUAAAGACCAAUAUUGUGAAAAAUAUAGAGGAAACUGUCUAUAUUUUAAUCUUCCACUGCAAUUACAUUCCAAUUGUGAUUCAGAAUUGUAAAUAUUGUAUAAGUAUACGUGUGCGAGAAGAAAUCCUUAGUUUAAAAACAUUGUAAUAUAAUUUUAUUUUAAGGGAAUAUGUAUGUAUAGUAUAUGGUACAACUCUGUAUCAAUUUAUAUUUACAAUCGUGAUGUGAAUGUUUGUAUUAGUUUAUAUGAAAUAAAUAGC
This is a messenger RNA of Nomia melanderi (Alkali bee), 2748 nucleotides long. RefSeq names its product phospholipid phosphatase 1. Gene Ontology annotation, molecular function: phosphatidate phosphatase activity. Gene Ontology annotation, cellular component: plasma membrane. Gene Ontology annotation, biological process: phospholipid metabolic process; signal transduction; phospholipid dephosphorylation. The record is from RefSeq and is a predicted model, not a curated record. Lineage: Eukaryota; Metazoa; Arthropoda; Insecta; Hymenoptera; Halictidae.